Molecule: messenger RNA, 1749 nt
Organism: Effrenium voratum
Lineage: Eukaryota; Dinophyceae; Suessiales; Symbiodiniaceae
Source: the annotation of a GenBank genome assembly
AUGACAGUUCCGGACGACAAUCCGCGCGAACGGCUCGACAGAACUCUGGUCCGGCGCGGCCUUUUCGCGACGCGGGCCCGGGCGCGCGAUGCGAUCAUGCGCGGCACGGUGACCGUGGACGGCCAGACAAUCACCAAACCCGCACAUUCUUGCACAGGCCGGACCAAGAUCGCGGUCGCCGACCCGGCCAGCGGCUAUGUCUCGCGCGCGGCGCUCAAGCUGAAGGCGGCGCUCGACGCCUUUGCGAUCCCGGUGACCGAUGCGGUGUGCCUCGACAUAGGCGCGUCGACCGGCGGGUUCACGCAGGUGCUGCUGGAAGCCGGCGCAGCCGGGGUCCACGCCAUCGAUGUCGGACACGGUCAGAUGGACCCGACCCUUGCGGCAGACCCGCGCGUCCGCCUGACCGAAGGGCUCAAUGCACGCGAUCUCGAGAUUGGCCAUCUGGACGGCGACCGGCCGUCGAUCAUUGUCAGCGAUGUCAGCUUCAUCUCGCUCACGCUCGCCUUGCCGGCGGCGCUGGAUCUGGCCGCGCCCGGCGCACAUCUGGUCGCCCUCGUCAAACCGCAGUUCGAGGUCGGCCGCGAGCGGAUCGGCAAGGCCGGACUGGUCGCGGCCGACGAUGCAAAUCGUUCCGCCGAAGACAUCGCCGCGUGGCUCGGUAUCCGGCCCGGCUGGUCCAGCCGGAUGGCUGAGAAGCUGACGAUCAUGGCCAUGGGCGCGCAGGGCGACGGGCUGGCCAGCCAUGACGGCCAAACCGUCUAUGUGCCGGGCGCGCUGCCGGGCGAGACGGUGCGCGCAACGCUCGAUGACGCGCGCGCCCAUGACGUUGAAAUCGUCACGCCAUCCGCAGAGCGUGUGUCCCCGUCCUGCCCGCAUUUCGGCGACUGCGGAGGCUGCUCGGUCCAGCAUUGGGCCGAUCCUCCCUACCGCGCGUGGAAACGGCAGCUCGUGGCCGAUGCGCUGAGCCGGCAAGGGAUCGAAACGAAGGUCGCGAGCCUGGUUCCCGGCACGCCGCGCAUCCGCCGGCGAGCCACCUUCUCCGUGCUGCGGCGGCCGGAGGGCGUGCGGCUCGGAUUUCAGCGCGAGGGCAGCCACAUGAUUGUCGACACGACCGAUUGCCACGUCGUCGAUCCGGUCCUCAACAGGGCACGCGGGGCGCUGAAGGCGCUGGCCAAGGCCGUUCUUCCGGUCAUGAAGGCGGCGGCGAAGCCCGUCUCGAUGACCGUCACGGUCACGCAAACGGGGCUCGAUGUGGCGGUCGCCGGCGACUUCACGCUGUCGGAGCCGGGACGGCAGGCGGCAAUCGGAAUCGCGCUGAAAGCCAACUUCGCACGGCUCACCGUGCGCGACGAGGUGCUCGCCGAAACGCGCAAGCCGGCCGUUUCUUUCGACGGGAUCGCCGUCGGCCUGCCGCCGGGCGGCUUCAUCCAGGCGACGGCGCAUGCCGAGAGCGCCAUGCGCGAUCUGGUCACCGGUCACAUGCAGGGCGCAAGAUCGGUCGCCGACCUGUUCGCCGGCUGCGGCACGUUCGCGCUGCCCCUCGCCCGGCUGGCCCGCGUUCAUGCCGUCGAGGGCGACCGCGCCUCGCUGGCCGCGCUGGAUGCGGCAUGGCGCGCGGCGUCCGGGCAGAAGCUGCGCCGUGUGACGACCGAACGGCGCGAUCUGUUCGUGCGUCCUGUGACGGCAAAGGAACUCGACAGCUUUGACGGUCUGGUGCGCAGGCGCAUCAGAUCGCCGGUUCGGGUGUGA